CUGUCAUUAUGACCACUGUGUCAUUGAAUAAAAUCAGAAAUCAUUGAACAUCUCUUUUGUUUCCACCCAUAGCCCCACCCAUCGAUGUAAUUGCACAUUAUGAUUAAACCAAUGACCAAAUGCCAUCCCUUCCCAACAAUUCAGGAAAACUUUGCUUUCAGUUGGCUGUAUGAUCAUAAUAAUGGUAGCAAUUGUCAAAUUUUACCAUUUCAGCUUCCCAGAAAGUUUCUUUGCUGGUGUGUCACUUGAGCAGUUUGAAGACAGGCAGAGCUGAGUGGAAGGUGAAAUGGUUAACAUGAAGAUUGUAGAGGAGCCGUCUUCUUUUGGGAUAAACUAUCCGUACGGUCAGGGUGGCGCUGCACAGGAGUCGACACUAAAACUGAGAGUUCAGCCGGCCAAUUUUUCGGGCCCACCUCACUUCAGACGACUCGUUGGCCGCUGCUUCAACUCUAUUAUUGCAGACUACAAGUACAACUUUUGUCCAUUCUCAAACAUCACCCAACAUGAGCAAGGAGUGCACUGGAACCCAUACAAUGGUGUUUUAGGUGUGUGGCAGGAAUGGGAGGUGGAGAACAACACUUUUGUGGCCAUGUUGAUGAAGGACGGAGACAGCUGUGGCACAGACCUUUUCCGCUCUGUCAAAGUAUCCUUUGAGUGCGGCAAUGCCAGUAAGAUUGUGGAUGUAUCAGAGCCGGUGAAAUGCAACUACCACUUGGUGUUCAAGAGCCCCCUAGUGUGUCAUGCGGACGCCAUGUUGGUUUACCCGACCCUUGACCCUGAGCUCCAGGAGGCUUGGGACCAGCUGGAAGGGGAGGCAGCGCGUGGGGAACUCACAGACAAGGGAUACAAGAAAAGGUUGAGAAAAAUCCUGGAGAAGGCAGGGCUGCUGAUGACUCAGGAGAGCCACAAAAGUUUGGUCCAGAAGGCGGAGGAAGUGAAACAAGAACAGGUGAAAGAAGGAGAGUUUGAAUCGUUAGAUUCUUGCAAAGCGGAAUUCAAAAAGCUUCAGAACCAAGUGAAAAGCCUUAUGUCUCAGCUUGGUCUUGGAGGAAGUCAAAACGCAGUAACAGACGCAGAUCAGGCAACGUGACGUCCUAAGAUGUGCUGACAAGUGAUACAUUGUUUUAUAUUUUGUUAUAGAAGAACAGACUGGUUGACUCAUCAUAUCUGCUGAAAGAAAGUUACAGGUGUCCCAUGUUUGUGCAAUUAUAAUUUCACAUCAGUGUUGCAUGUGAUCCAUGCAGAUUUACAAAUGGUAUAACUUUUUAAAAAAAUGGCUGUUUGAAAAUUUGAAUGACCAUGAACAUGUUUCUUCAAGAUGCAAACAUUUUGGCCAAUGGAAGGGUAAAAGUAAACGUAAGCCCUACACUGAGAAUUUACUUGACCUUACUAUGCUCAUCCAGAGUAUCCCUUCUCAGUAGGGCCACAUUUGGGCUGCCAGGACAUCAUGUGGGACAAAUUCUUUUAACUUAUUGUAAGAAUGGGAGGCAGAAGUUUACUAUUACCUUUGUGGUUUUGACAAGCAAAAAGAGUGUGUUUAAUGAUGAAAAGACCUUCUCAGCUUUUCUUUUACUGACUGCUUUGUAAACAGAAACGCAAGAUUUGGAGGCAAAUUAUAGAUCUUUCACAACUAUUUUGAACCUCUGGUUGUAUUUGGGUAUUGUUGGUGAUAUAACUUAAAACCUGACAUUGGUAUUAAGCUUGGGAUUGCAUAAUCUCCCCCCCCCCCCCAUAUCAAUCAGUUUUAUUAGCAGAUUUUUUAAAGUCUGAAUAAGAUUAUGUGGCUUGCACAUGUGGUUUUUUUGUUUAUUUUUAAUAGAAUGUAUUCUCUGGUGUGACUAAAGAGAGACAAGGAACAUGAUUAAUUUUCACUAAUUAGCGUUUUCCUGGAUUUAGCGUCAGCAUGCUAUACUUUUUCAUUUAAAAUGCCUCAAGAAGCUACUUUCACAUUUCCUGUUGAUUAGUGGCGUGCUUUGUCUUUACCUACGAACAUGUGAAGAUAGAAAGUAAGCGUUCUUCUGACAGCAGUAUGGGAUUUACUUUUCAGAAUAUUAUGAAAUGUUGAUGUUUUGUACUGAUAAGCUUUUUAGCUACGGUCAUUCUGUCAAAUGGCAUUGGGGUGCAAGAUCCAACUCAUAUAAUUUCGCUUGUAUAGAGCUUAAUCUUGGUAAGAGAGAAAUUACAUUGAAGUGGGGGUUAUUAUUGGCUUGGUUGAAUUUAUUUAUGUUUGUCGUAUGUGGCUGCUGCAGCUGGAUCGGACACUUGCUCAACAGAUUGGUUUUCAUGUGUUCUUGGACAGGAGAGUAAUAGGUAUGGAGAAAAGGUACCACUCAUACUCCUGAGAGUAAGUGAGAGGGCUACCCAUCCAGUGGGGCAGUUGCACUUCUUGUUGGUGUUGAAGUUUAAGUGAACAGACUUCUUUUCUGUACAUUCCUCGCUCACUUGGUGUAUGUUUGUGGCCGAUGCUAAUGAAAUCCACUUAAUUAAAGCUAAUACAAAGCACAGCUGAUUAAAACCUGUCAAUUCUUUGCCAUAUCGACAGACCGAAGGGCUAGAACCCAAAUGGCCGCUGGAUCGGAAAAGUAAAAAGUAAAG
Aplysia californica (California sea hare) is the source of this 2595-nucleotide messenger RNA. RefSeq names its product N-acetylglucosamine-1-phosphotransferase subunit gamma. The transcript is spliced from 9 exons. Gene Ontology annotation, cellular component: Golgi apparatus. NCBI's taxonomy places the organism in Eukaryota, Metazoa, Mollusca, Gastropoda, Aplysiida, Aplysiidae. Bases 287 to 1090 code for a protein of 267 amino acids. The record is from RefSeq and is a predicted model, not a curated record.